AUGUCUGGAAACCCCGAAGAUUGGCGGAAAGUCACAGGUAUCGGCCACGGCAAGGACUGGGGCGCGCCAACCGCGUACCCCAAGAAUGGGACUGCCUGGGGAAAGGCAUUGAACCCAUCAGCCAACAACAACGACACCAACAACGACAAGGAUUCGCCUGCUACACCUGCAAAGGGCUUGAACGCCGCGGCUCCGUCUUUCACUCCGGGUGGAGGAACUGCGAAGAAGUAG
Alternaria incomplexa is the source of this 231-nucleotide messenger RNA. RefSeq lists its product as uncharacterized. The record is from RefSeq and is a predicted model, not a curated record. Bases 1 to 231 code for a protein of 76 amino acids. Lineage: Eukaryota; Fungi; Ascomycota; Dothideomycetes; Pleosporales; Pleosporaceae. The transcript has a single exon.